AUUGAUCAUUUAUUCAUUAGUAAUUUACCAGAGAUUGUAGUGGAGUUAUUGAUGACGUUACAUGAACCAGCAACUUCUGGUGCCAGCCAAACCACUGACCCCUGUGACUUCUCAGGGGAUUUGGAUCCUGCUCCUAAUCCACCUCAUUUUCCAUCACAUGUGAUUAAAGCGACAUUUGCCUAUAUCAGCAAUUGCCAUAAAACCAAGCUUAAAAGCAUUUUAGAAAUUCUUUCCAAAAGCCCUGAUUCCUAUCAGAAAAUUCUUCUAGCCAUAUGUGAGCAAGCAGCUGAGACAAAUAAUGUUUACAAAAGGCACAGAAUUAUUAAAAUAUAUUACCUGUUUGUUAGUUUAUUAAUGAAUGAUAUAAAGAGUGGCUUAGGAGGAGCUUGGGCCUUUGUUCUUCGAGACGUUAUUUAUACUUUGAUUCACUAUAUCAACCAAAGGCCUUCUCAUUUCAUGGAUGUGUCAUUACGUAGCUUCUCCCUUUGUUGUGACCUAUUAAGCCGGGUUUGCCACACAGCAGUAACUUACUGUAAGGAUGCUUUAGAAAGUCAUCUUCAUGUUAUUGUUGGUACACUUAUACCCCUUGUGGAUGAUCAGAUGGAAGUUCAGGAGCAGGUAUUGGACUUGUUGAAAUUCUUAGUUAUUGAUAACAAGGAUAAUGAAAAUCUGUAUAUCACAAUUAAACUUUUAGAUCCUUUUCCUGACCACGUUGUCUUUAAGGAUUUGCGUAUUACUCAGCAGAAAAUCAAAUACAGUAAAGGACCCUUUUCACUUUUGGAGGAAAUUAACCAUUUUCUCUCAGUAAGUGCUUAUGAUGCACUUCCAUUGACAAGGCUUGAAGGAUUGAAGGAUCUUCGAAGACAACUAGAGCAACAUAAAGAUCAGAUGAUGGAUCUUAUGAGAGCAUCUCAGGAUAACCCUCAGGAUGGCAUAAUGGUGAAGCUAGUUGUCAGCUUGUUGCAGUUAUCCAAGAUGGCAGUAAACCACACUGGUGAAAGAGAAGUUUUAGAGGCUGUUGGAAGCUGCUUGGGAGAAGUGGGUCCUAUAGAUUUCUCUACAAUAGCUAUACAACAUAGUAAAGAUACAUCUUAUACCAAGGCUCUUGAAUUAUUUGAAGAUAAAGAACUUCAGUGGACCUUCAUAGUGCUGACUUACCUGAAUAAUACUCUGGUAGAAGAUUGUGUCAAAGUGCGAGCGGCAGCUGUUACCUGUUUGAAAAGCAUUUUAACCACAAAAACUGGACAUAGUUUCUGGGAGAUUUACAAGGCAACAGCUGAUCCCAUGCUGAUCUAUCUACAGCCUUUUAGAACAUCAAGAAAAAAGGUCUCUCAAUUUUUAGAAGUACCAAGACUUGACAAAGAAAGUCCUUUAGAAGGCUUGGAUGAUACAAGCCUGUGGAUUCCUCAAAGUGAAAAUCAUGACGUUUGGUUAAAGACACUGACUUGUGCUUUUUUGAAUAGUGGUGGCACACAAAGUGAAGUUCUUCAGUUAUUAAAGCCAAUGUGUGAGGUGAAAACUGACUUUUGUCAGACUGUGCUUCCAUACUUGAUUCAUGAUGUUUUACUACAAGAUACAGAUGAAUCAUGGAGAAAUCUCCUUUCUACACACAUUCAGGGAUUUUUCACUAGCUGUUUCAAAUACUCUUCACAAACAAGCCGAUCCACAACCCCUGCAAAUUUGGAUUCAGAGUCAGAAAACUUAUUCCGAUGCCAUGUGGAUAAAAAAUCACAGAGAACAAUGCUUGCUGUUGUGGACUACUUGAGGAGACAAAAGAGACCCUCUUCAGGAACAGUUUUUGAUGAUGCUUUCUGGCUGGAGUUGAAUUACCUAGAGGUUGCCAAAGUAGCUCAGUCUUGUGCCGCUCAUUUUACAGCAUUGCUCUAUGCAGAAAUCUAUGCAGAUAAGAAGAACUUGGAUGAUCAAGAGAAAAGAAGUCUUACAUUUGAAGAAGAAAGCCAAAGUACAACUAUUUCCAGUUUGAGUGAAAAAAGUAAGGAAGAAACUGGGAUAAGUUUACAGGAUCUGCUUUUAGAAAUCUACAGAAGCAUAGGAGAGCCAGAUAGUCUUUAUGGCUGUGGUGGAGGGAAAAUGUUACAACCCCUUACUAGACUACGAACAUAUGAACAUGAAGCAAUGUGGGGGAAAGCCCUAGCAACAUAUGACCUCGAGACAGCAAUCUCCUCAUCAACUCGUCAGGCAGGAAUAAUUCAGGCCUUGCAGAAUUUGGGACUCUGCCAUAUUCUUUCCAUCUAUUUAAGAGGAUUAGAUCAUGAAAAUAAAGAGUGGUGUGCUGAACUACAGGAACUUCAUUACCAAGUAGCAUGGAGAAAUAUGCAGUGGGACCACUGCAUUUCUGUCAACAAAGGAGUGGAAAGAACCAGUUACCAUGAGUUGUUGUAUAAUGCUCUGCAGUCUCUAAGAGACAGAGAAUUCUCCACUUUUUAUGAAAGUCUCAAACAUGCCAGAGUGAAAGAAGUGGAAGAGCUGUGUAAGGGCAGUCUUGAGUCCGUGUAUUCCCUCUACCCUACACUUAGCAGAUUGCAGGCCAUUGGAGAGCUUGAAGACAUUGGAGAACUUUUCUCAAGAUCAGUAACAGAUAGGCAGCCCUCUGAAGUGUACAUGAAGUGGUGGAAACAUUCCCAGCUUCUCAAAGACAGUGAUUUUAGUUUUCAGGAGCCUAUAAUGGCUCUACGCACAGUCAUUUUGGAGAUCUUGAUGGAAAAAGAAAUGGAAAACUCCCAAAGAGAGUGUUUUAAGGACAUUCUCACCAAGCAUCUUGUAGAACUCUCUGUAUUAGCCCGAACUUUCAAGAACACUCAGCUCCCUGAAAGGGCAAUAUUUCAAAUUAAACAGUAUAAUUCAGCUAGUAGUGGAGUCUCUGAGUGGCAACUGGAGGAAGCACAAGUAUUCUGGGCAAAAAAGGAACAGAGUCUUGCCCUGAGUAUUCUCAAGCAAAUGAUUAAGAAGCUGGAUGCCAGUUGUACAGAGAAUGAUCCCAACUUAAAACUUAUAUACACAGAAUGUCUAAGGGUUUGUGGCACCUGGUUAGCAGAAACUUGCUUAGAAAAUCCUGCAGUCAUCAUGCAGACCUAUCUAGAAAAGGCUGUGGAAGUUGCUGGAAAUUAUGAUGGAGAAAGCAAUGAUGGGCUCAGAAAUGGAAAAAUGAAGGCAUUUCUCUCAUUAGCACGGUUCUCAGAUACUCAGUACCAAAGAAUUGAAAACUACAUGAAAUCAUCAGAAUUUGAAAACAAGCAAGCUCUCCUGAAAAGAGCCAAAGAGGAAGUUGGCCUACUUAGGGAACAUAAAAUCCAGACCAACAGGUACACAGUAAAGGUUCAGCGAGAGCUGGAGUUGGAUGAAUGUGCACUCCGUGCAUUGAAAGAGGAUCGUAAACGUUUCUUAUGUAAAGCAGUUGAAAAUUACAUCAAUUGCUUAUUAAGUGGUGAAGGGCAUGAUAUGUGGAUAUUUCGUCUUUGUUCUCUCUGGCUUGAAAAUUCUGGAGUUUCUGAAGUCAAUGGCAUGAUGAAGAGAGAUGGAAUGAAGAUUCCAUCAUACAAAUUUUUGCCUCUUAUGUACCAAUUGGCUGCUAGAAUGGGGACCAAGAUGAUGGGAGGCCUAGGAUUUCAUGAAGUCCUCAAUAAUCUCAUCUCUAGAAUUUCAAUGGAUCAUCCUCAUCACACUUUGUUUAUUAUAUUGGCCUUAGCAAAUGCAAACAAAGAUGAAUUUUUGACCAAACCAGAGGCAGCCAGAAGGAGUAGAAUAACUAAAAAUGCACCUAAGCAAAGCUCUCAGCUUGAUGAGGAUCGAACCGAGGCUGCUAACAAAAUAAUACGUACUAUCCGAAGUAGGAGACCUCAGAUGGUCAGAAGUGUUGAGGCACUUUGUGAUGCUUAUAUUAUACUAGCAAAUUUAGAUGUCACUCAGUGGAGGACUCAGAGAAAAGGCAUAAAUAUUCCGGCAGACCAACCUAUUAUUAAACUUAAAAAUUUAGAAGAUGUUGUUGUCCCUACUAUGGAAAUUAAGGUGGACCCCACAGGAGAAUAUGGGAAUCUGGUGACUAUAAAGUCAUUUAAAGCAGAAUUUCGUUUAGCAGGAGGUUUAAAUUUACCAAAAAUAAUAGAUUGUUUGGGCUCUGAUGGAAAGGAAAGGAGACAGCUUGUCAAGGGCCGCGAUGACCUGAGACAGGAUGCCGUCAUGCAGCAGGUUUUCCAGAUGUGUAAUACAUUACUGCAGAGAAAUACUGAAACCAGGAAGAGGAAAUUGACUAUUUGCACUUAUAAGGUAGUUCCCCUUUCUCAGCGAAGUGGUGUUCUGGAAUGGUGCACAGGAACUGUCCCUAUUGGUGAAUUUCUUGUUAACAAUGAGAAUGGUGCUCAUAAAAGAUACAGGCCGAAGGAUUUCAGUGCCAAUCACUGCCAAAAGAAAAUGAUGGAUGUGCAGAAAAAGUCUUUUGAAGAGAAAUAUGAAGCUUUUGUGGAGAUUUGCCAAAAUUUUCAACCAGUUUUCCGUUACUUCUGCAUGGAAAAAUUCUUGGAUCCUGCAGUGUGGUUUGAGAAACGAUUGGCUUAUACUCGGAGUGUGGCUACUUCUUCUAUUGUUGGUUACAUACUUGGACUUGGUGAUAGACAUGUACAGAAUAUCUUGAUAAAUGAGCAGUCAGCAGAACUUGUACAUAUAGAUUUAGGAGUUGCUUUUGAACAGGGCAAAAUCCUUCCUACUCCUGAAACAGUUCCUUUUAGACUUACCAGAGAUAUUGUGGAUGGGAUGGGCAUUACUGGUGUUGAAGGUGUUUUCAGAAGAUGCUGUGAGAAAACCAUGGAGGUAAUGAGAAAUUCUAAGGAAACGCUGUUAACCAUUGUAGAGGUCCUCCUAUAUGAUCCUCUCUUUGACUGGACCAUGAAUCCUUUAAAAGCUUUAUAUUUACAACAGAGGCCAGAUGAUGAAAGUGAGCUCCACUCCACUCCAAAUGCAGAUGACCAGGAAUGCAAACGAAAUCUCAGUGGUAUUGACCAGAGUUUCAAUAAAGUAGCUGAACGUGUCUUGAUGAGACUGCAAGAGAAACUGAAAGGAGUAGAGGAGGGAACCGUGCUCAGCAUUGGUGGACAGGUGAAUUUGCUCAUACAGCAGGCCAUGGACCCGAAAAAUCUCAGCCGACUUUUCCCAGGAUGGAAAGCUUGGGUGUGAUAUUAAGCAUGUGAUUGCCUUGGAGUCAGCCUUUAUAAAUUGUAUUUUGGCCUUCAUUGUUAACCCACCCACAUACUUUGAAUAAGUAUUAAUAUUGAACUAAGUGAAUUACUGUUGUUUUUUAAAAAAUGUUUAACACUUGCUUCAAUUCCCUAAAGUUGUACUAGUCUCAAGCAACAGUUUUCUCACACUUUAGACAUAACUGUCAAUCAUGCUGUAAUUCUAGGCUAAAUAUUUGUUUUUUCUUCUCAAGUACAUACUUGUAUCACUUUCAGUAGAAUCACUGAAUCAGUAAAAUUACUCUUAUCAUCAGAAGAAAUAAAUACACUGCUAACUUUGAUGUAGCUUUUAAUUAAAACUUGUUUCUCAGAUAUUAUAUAUGAAUGAUAAAGUAAUUAAUAUUAGUCUAUAAAAGGAGGGAAAAACUUUAAAAUUGUAACCAUCUAUAUACUAUGGUAAGUAAAUAUGUUGGAUUUUCAAUAGUAAGGUCACUCAGUGCUGCUCAAUAAUGAAGGUGUUAUGAUAUGAUAUGGAGAACAAAUUUCACAGAUACAAUAUGGUUACUUUUUUUUUUAGAAAUGUUUAUUAGACUUUCUCAUUCUAUUCUCUUUAUCUUUUAAGCCCUCUGUGUUUCCAGUACUUUAUCUUUCUAUAAUGCCUUCAUAUCUGUCUUCUAGUUCAUGAAUUCUCUUGUCACUAUAUAAUCUCCUUUUUAAAUUAUUCAUUGGAUUUCUCCUUUUAAAAUUUGUUAUUCAUUUCUAGGUAUGUUUCAGAUUUGCCUAUUAUUUGUUUCAUGAUGUCCAGUUUUUUGGUUUUGUUUUUUUAACUUUAGGUUCUGUUUGUAUUUAUUGGGUCUUUGGUGGACUGUUUAUCCAUGUAUUCUGUGAUUUUAUAAGGUGAGCUUAUUUUCAGUAGGACCUCGUGGGAAUCUUGAGUGACCUGGGUUAAGAAUAAUUCCUUCCAGAAAAUUUUCAUGUCUGGUUAUGUCAUAGUUCCAGGGCUGUCCCUGACAGAGGACUACUCUUUAAUUUCUUGGCUUCAGGGUUUCCUGACCUGAUGGGAACCAUGCAGUUACUGAGAGAAGACUAGCAGGCCAAAACAGACAUUUUUCCUCAUUGCCUCCCUGUGCUAGGGGGCUGGUGUGAACCUGCGUGUCUCCCAGCUGUACUGUGGACACAAGGGGAGGUGCAUCUGCUAUUGCCCACUGUCCUUUCAAAGUCCUCUCACAGAUGUCAUAGCUGAAAUUCAUAGAUGAGUGUAAUUGGCAAGUUUGCUCUGGUUUUUAGUUUCCUUCUGAAACUGAAAAUUUUUGACCAUAAGAAUUUCCUUUCUUAUAACUUCUGCUAUGCAUUUAAAAAGCACUUAUUGUAUCUCAGCUAGCAUUUCUGUGUGUUUUGUUGGAGGGGAGGGGUUUAGGUAUCAAGUUUGAUAUAUGGUUAGAAACGGAACCUUUCUGUCCUCAUACUGUCAUUAGACAAACAGGUAAAACUAGUGACUUGUCUGUUGGUGAAUAUAGUCCUUCAUCCUUAGGAAACUGUUCGUGUCUGCAGAGAUUAAGAAAUGGGUGGUUGAACUUUCUUUUUAUUUGUAGCUUAGGUGGUUAUGUAAGCAGUUUUUUCUAAUGACAGGUUGGUAUUUGUUUCUGUUGCCAGUGUCAGGUUCUCACUCAUCUGAUCUCUCCACCUUCUCUUCUCUCCAAAAACAAUCUCCAGAACUUUAUGUACUAUAAAUUUCUUAGUUUAGUUUCUAGAAAACUGUUUUUAAAUUUUCUAUUUUACAUUUCAAAUUAUAAGCUUAUUGUGAUAUAUAUUUUUUCUUAUAAAUCUCCUAAAUGAAUAUUUAAUACAUAUUGGUAGUUUUAUUACCAUAGUGAAUCAAGGGAAUACAGUAAACUUAGAAUGUCUUUAAGAAAGCCUUGAAAAGUAAAAAUAUUUUUAAAAA
Odocoileus virginianus texanus is the source of this 7128-nucleotide messenger RNA. Lineage: Eukaryota; Metazoa; Chordata; Mammalia; Artiodactyla; Cervidae. The record is from RefSeq and is a predicted model, not a curated record.